AUGUGUUUUGGUGGCAUCGUCACUGACGCUGGAGUGGCCAUUUGCAGCACAAAUCCAGGAAGAGCUAUCUUUAUCUUUUUUGCUUUUCUUUCUUUCCUCUUUCUCUCUUUCAGGGCCAAGGUGAAGGACAAGAUCCAGCUGAUCAACAACAUGCUGGACCAGGUCAACGAGAUGAUCAUUGGCGGAGGCAUGGCCUUCACCUUCCUCAAAGUCCUGAACAACAUGGAGAUCGGCACGUCUCUCUACGACGAGGAGGGUGCCAAGAUCGUCAAGGACCUGAUGGCCAAGGCGGAGAAGAACGGCGUCAAGAUCAACCUGCCCGUCGACUUCGUCACCGCCGACAAUUUCGACCAGAACGCCACCAAGGGAACGGCGACCGUGGCGGCCGGCAUCCCGGCAGGCUGGAUGGGUUUGGACUGCGGGCCGGAGACCUCCAAGCUCUUCGCUGAGGCUGUGGGCCGCGCCAAGCAGAUCGUGUGGAACGGCCCCGUGGGCGUGUUCGAGUGGGACGCCUUCGCCAACGGCACCAAGAACAUGAUGGACAAGGUGGUGGAGGUCACCAAGACGGGCUGCAUCACCAUCAUCGGUGGGGGCGACACUGCCACCUGCUGCGCCAAAUGGAACACGGAGGACAAGGUCAGCCACGUCAGCACCGGGGGCGGAGCCAGCCUGGAGCUGUUGGAGGGUAAGGUUCUCCCAGGUGUGGAGGCCCUGAGCAGUGCCUAAACACCCCCCCCCCCCCGAGUCGAUCCGGGAGAGGGGGUGCGGCGACGGGAACCGUUUUCUCUUCCACAUGGAGAGGGGCUGUAACUCCAACCAUCUCCUCUGCCCCCCUGAGGAAGACUCUCCCGUUGUCUCUUGUCUCUUCGUUCACUGAGCCUCGCUAGCUAGCAGUGUCUUCAACUUAACCGGUCACUUCGUCUUGAAUCCUGUCUGUAGUCUUCCUCGCGCCCCCCCCCCCCCCCCCCCCCCCCCCCCUUGUUGAAAUGCUGGUGAAAAACCGAAGUGUGUCGUGACGCCAUCUUAAGACUCAAUGGCGGAAUGAGGGGGUGUUUUAAGACCUGGGAGACUUUAGGACCUUUCAAGAUGAUGUUAAGUGUGUUAAGACGGCCUUCGACCACCAAACAGACACGCACCUCACACAUGCCACAUCCAGGUGAAGUUGGGUUCAGAUCUCGUGUUAAACUACUGUAUGAGCAGCUGAAAUACCAUUGACACCCAACCAAAGCACCAAUACCGUUUUCUUGUUUUGUUUGUUCCCUACUCGUGCACUUUCCACAUACAACGCAGUGUUAGAGGCAGGUGUUGAUUGGUCAUUUGGAGCUGUUCACUCUCACGGAGAGAUCUGAACCCUAAGUUCCCUGCACUUAUAAUUGUGUGAUUGUGUGUACUACCUUGCGUGUGUGCAUCUGUUUUGUGUGAAUCAGUGUCUAGCUUGGCUUUGCCUUAGAGAACACAUAACUGCGCCCUCAUCAUUGAUAUCUAAUACACCUGGUUAUUAUUAUGCAACGGUUUGGUUGUUUUUCACA
This is a messenger RNA of Gadus chalcogrammus (walleye pollock), 1529 nucleotides long. Its product is annotated as phosphoglycerate kinase 1-like. The transcript is spliced from 6 exons. The record is from RefSeq and is a predicted model, not a curated record. NCBI's taxonomy places the organism in Eukaryota, Metazoa, Chordata, Actinopteri, Gadiformes, Gadidae. Gene Ontology annotation, molecular function: ADP binding; phosphoglycerate kinase activity; ATP binding. Gene Ontology annotation, cellular component: cytosol. Bases 1 to 726 code for a protein of 241 amino acids. Gene Ontology annotation, biological process: gluconeogenesis; glycolytic process.